UUUGAGUCAGGCUCGUCGACGGCUGGAGAGCGCAGAGUGAUGAGAGCAGAGUGAAGAACAGCAGCCAGCGAUCACUCUCCCGACUGGUUAUGACAGAUGUGAAGCAUGACUUCUUGCUCAGAGAUCUGUGGGUCGGAAUAUGCUGAGCAGGGCCACGGUGCGCUCAGCAGUGGUUACCAAGGUUACGGGGUGCGUUCUUACCUGCACCAGUUCUAUGAGGAGUGCACUGCCUCCAUCUGGGAGCGCGAUGAAGAUUUUCAGACACAGAGAUCGCCUAGUCGUUGGAGCUCUGUCCUCUGGAAGGUCUGUCUCGCGCUUGGAGCUCUCAUUCUGGUAGCCGGGCUAUCAGUGCUGCUGGUGGGCUAUGCCACUCCUCCUCGGCUAGAAGCAUUCGGUGAAGACGAGCUGCUCUUCGUGGAUGGCCGCGCUGUACGCUUCAACCGUGCACUGGAUGCCUGUAAGCUGGCCGGAGCCGUUCUGUUUUGUGUGGGUGGCAGUGGUAUGGCGGUCGGAUUGCUGCUGGCUGCUUGCUCUCAGGGCACCUCCAAAGAAGAGCUCCAACUGCAACAGCGUUUCAAAGAGCGUCUAGCCGAGAUCCAGGCCUCCGUUCAACCCAUCACCCGAGCUCCGACCCCCGGGGAGGGCAAGGUUCCAGUCACUCUAUCGAAGGUGCAGAACGUCCAACCCGGGGCGGAGACCUGACCUCUGCCCCCAUCUUUACGACCGAAACGACCCCGUUAAAGGUCAGCUAACCGGGUUUCAAAUGGUUUCGUGCAAAAGAAAACAACAGGAACAGUAGAGAUAGAUAAUAUUGCACUUUCUCUGUUGCAUAUCAUUCGUCUAUAUCGACUAAGAGUACCGAGAGUAUUUAUGGUGAUAAGGCAUUAAUGUAACUGUACCCUGUAGAUUAUCACGCCACCACACUGGUGCUCCUGACUAAAGAUAUACAGCACAAACAUACUUGCUACGCAUAUUUCCGAUAAGAACUGCUUGGAAACAUCUAUGGUCAAUUUUAGGCAGCUGUUCUUAAGAGCAACUCCUGAUAUAUUUUUGAUAUAUUUUCGUCAGGGCAUGUGGUUUAUAUUCAGUUUGCGUAAUAAAACAAGAGUUAUCGAAAUCGCAAAACUAGUUAUCUCCUUUACACUUCAGAAAUGAACCAGAACGAUCUUUAUAGUCUUUAGUCGUAAAAAAGUUCACAACUUUAUCCCGUACGGGUUACAGUAAAUAGAUUCGCAAUCACAGUUUCCAGCUUGAUAUAUAAGAUGCGGCCGUAUUACACAUAAAAAGUAAUUCGGUAAACCUCAAAAACAAGCAAAAUGAAAGUCCAUCAGAGCUCUGUGUAUUUCUGGCUAAUUCAUCAUUGCCGCCUUACUAACACUCUCAACAGAAUCUAUAACAAUAUUUCAGCACUUGUUCGAAAACCUUCACAUCGGCUCAUUACUGUCACCUAAGGCACAAAUAUUCUCUCAAUUCUCUCCCAAACAAACGCUUCACCGUCUCUUGCUCCAGUCAAUCAAUAGUUACUUGACAGAACGCAAUGUGUUCCAGAGAGCCGAAGCAACAACUCAACACAUUCUCAAUAACACGCAUCUCUCUUUUCUGCUCAAAUACACCAUCACUCUUGACGUCAAGGGCGAAAAUAGAUUAACGUCAAGAGAUGCCUGUGGGAUUAUGUAAUAUCCCUCUAUAGUGUAGCACAUCAUUCUUGCUGCAGUCUCCAUUUUUCUCAAGAGGACAUUAGGCCAAGUCGCUGUCUGUAUGUAAUUACACUCAUUGGAGCGCAGCCUAUUCAGAGUUUCAUGUGCUUCAGCUAAUGUUCUGGGAUAAUGCCACUUUCUUUCUGUUUUUUUGUUUGUAUCGCUUUAUGGAAGCAUCAUUGCUGUCACUCUCCAUCUCAUUUAUUUAUUUAUUUUGUUUAUUAAUUUGAAUUAAAAGCAUAUUACAAAAAUGAUUUUGUGUAGGUAUUUGCUAUCUUUUUGAUAGCCAUGUUAUUUACUUUGUUAAGUGCUUUAGCCAUAUUUUAAAAGUUGCAUGAUCGAAAGUCUAAAAAAUGCAGUACUGAUGGUGAAAAACUGUAGAUAUUUAUUUUGGAUAUGAAAAUGAAUUAUGAUGGAGCAUAUUAAACAGUACAUUGAAAUGUUUAAAAAUGUCAAAGCUUGCUUACUUCAUGAAACUCUUACACCGAGCACAGUACAGUAUAAACUAUUCAAUAAUAUAAUCUAAUUGCUAGAAAACCCCUAUUAGAGCAAAAGAAGUUCAAAAAUAAUGUGUUUCAGUCAUACAGUACAUGAGCCAGGAGUUUGGUCGUUUUCUGUAUAAAAUGACAUCAUUGAAUAUUACAUUGAUUGUGACUUCACAGAAUUUUGUUGGUUAUUCUCUUUAACUAUCAAAAUGUUUGGUUUGUGAUGUACUAUUGUUGAAAAGGAGAGAGACUGUAUCUGAAAAGGCUAUGGAGUUGUUUCUUAACCAGAAUAAACAUGUAAAUGUUUGUUACCGCAAA
This is a messenger RNA of Triplophysa dalaica, 2500 nucleotides long. It is a transcript of the gene nrsn1, whose product is annotated as neurensin 1. Lineage: Eukaryota; Metazoa; Chordata; Actinopteri; Cypriniformes; Nemacheilidae. Bases 106 to 702 code for a protein of 198 amino acids. Gene Ontology annotation, biological process: nervous system development. Gene Ontology annotation, cellular component: transport vesicle; neuron projection; neuronal cell body. The record is from RefSeq and is a predicted model, not a curated record. The transcript is spliced from 3 exons.